AUUAGAAUAGUUAUUAUUCUGAUCACAACACCUCUAUAAGGGGCCGCGAAGACAUUCCCGGAUUCCCUGAACGCACGACAAAAAAAACACCCCGACCCGAGCUGCUCGAUUCACUAGGCCACGUUCCCCCGAUCCCCUGAUCCCAUUGCCAUACGGACCACCCCGCCGCCGCGUGACCUGCCGGGGCCCUCCGCCAUCGCGCGGCCUCCUGGAAUCCCCGCCGCCGUGCGGCCUCCCGGACCCCCGCCGCCGCUCCUCGACCCUCUUCCCAUCUACUUCCGCCAGGACCAUGCCUCACCCCGAUGCUCCCAGCGCACCGCCGCCAGUUCCUCUCCUCUCCCUGAUGAUCGGAUACGUCGACUGGAGCCAUUGCCCAUCCAUAGAUCUGGCCAACUGGACGCCGCUGGCCGCGGAUCCGUCCCUAGGGACCGACCCGGACGCCGGCUGCCUCCACCACACGUCGGACCCUGCCUCCACCCUCGUUCCACCAGGUGGAUGUCGUCGCCAUGCUUGAGGCCGCCGUCAAACUUCCCUGCUCGAGGCUACCGUCCAUUACGUUAGUCGAGAUCCCGUGCUCAGGGAGCAUCUCGUGCUUGCCGGAGGUCACCGACGGCCUGCCCUUUCCUUUUCCCUUCCUACGGUGAGAUAGACAUGGUCGUCAUAACUUUUUCUGUUCUGACGGCCAACCAUCGGCCGGCGACCACCUGUGCCGGCGCUGCCUCGGAUCCCCAUCGUAGCAUCUCCCGACCGGGGAGCAGAUCCCAUCCAGGUCUCCCCCCGUGCUACUGCAGGUCGACUAUGCCGUCGCGCGAAGUUCACCGGUCAGAGUUUAGUCUGAUUCGUCGCUGGUGCGUCACCUUGGUUAGUCUCCAACGCCUCCCUACAUCUCCUCCCUUUUGCGUUGCCACGCCAACCACGGCCGCCCCCGCACCCAAUCCUCCUUGGCCACAAAUGAAAAUCAGAGCUACCCUGACUCUGCGGCCAUGCCAGCACCGUUCAAGGUUCUCGGCCCAGCUCCUCACUGAUGCAGAGCUUUGAGUUCAGGCCCUUGCACCAAAUAAAUGUCGUGCACGCUCCUCCAAAUAUUCCGGCGCUUUUGGGUGAAAUAAUGCUUCCUGUUCACAUCAACAAAUGCUCCUUGGAGGACUUCUCCAUCGACUUGCAGGUUCAGCAAUGGACAAUGAAGCUGCCCUUGACCAUCUCUUGUACAGACUGCAUGCAGCGUACAAAUACACCUCCCCCGCCCGGCAGCUAUGGCGUGCGGCUGCCUAGCACAUCGACGCCCCAAGGCACCACCAUGAUGAACCAGGUCGUCAUAUUUUGCAGAAGCAAAUCACACAAAAGAUUUUAAGCGGAAUGCAGUUUGGAGAUAAUGGGGAAACGAGGUUCAAAGAGAUUUUUUUUGUAGUAUCACCAGAAAGCUUUUCCAGUGCACUAUACCACAUUUAUGCUUUUAUUUUACACAAACGAGGUUGCUAGAGCUAGUAGAUCUUGGGAUAUGGGCACACACGGAAGAAGACGAAAAGGAGGAUUGCGAGUUGGAGAUUGCAAGAUCGCUGCUCAAAGGACAAGAUCAUUUUGGUUUUAGAGAACACCUAGUGGGGUAAAAGAGCAUCGCUUUGUCCAAAAUCCACCGAUGAAAGUUUUGCUCUGUAUAAAGGUCUGCGUGACAGUAAACUCUUGAUUGUUUCUUUAUGUUUGA
Molecule: messenger RNA, 1702 nt
Organism: Triticum dicoccoides
Lineage: Eukaryota; Viridiplantae; Streptophyta; Magnoliopsida; Poales; Poaceae
Exons: 3
Coding region: 1025-1351 (108 amino acids)
Source: RefSeq, a predicted model, not a curated record